CAAGUCAUUUACUCCCGUCAAACUCAAACCAACCAUCACUGUUUCUAGUCAAAAUCUCCUUCUCCCAGACAAUAUCAUUUCCCUCUUUCCCUUUGAAACGGCCUUUUUUUCAUUCCGCCCACCAACUGUUUGAUGAAAUAACACCCUCCACCAACCCCUUUUUUUACCCCUUUAUUUUGCUUUCAAACUUCACUUACCUGACUCACGGUUAACCCCUCUUCCAACUCUCCACCUUGCUUUCAGUGGUAUCUUCGUUACUUCCAUUUUGAUUUCCCUUCUGCUUUUCUUGUACUUGGAUGCGGCCAUUGCUAUGGAAAGUGAAUCGUUGGGAUUGCUUAAAGUGCUUGUGAUUCAAGGGAAGAAACUAGUGAUUCGUGAUUUCAAGAGCAGUGAUCCUUAUGUUGUUGUCAAGUUGGGCAAUCAGACAGCAAAGACUAAAGUUAUCAAUAGCUGCCUUAAUCCUGUGUGGAAUGAAGAGCUAAGCUUCUCCCUCACCCACCCUGUUCAAGAUCUGACAUUUGAAGUGUUUGACAAAGAUCGGUUCAAGUCAGAUGACAAGAUGGGACAUGCCAAGCUGAGUCUUAAGCCGAUAGUUUCGGCUGCUAGGUUGAGAAGGGCUCUUGGAGUUUCGUUAGGGGCAACAAUGUUAAGAAAAGUUAUUCCAGACACUGAUAACUGCUUAGCCAGGGACAGCAGCAUUAGUUGUAUGGAGGAAGGGGGUGUAACACAAAGUGUUUGGUUGAAGCUCCGUGAUGUAGAAUCUGGUGAAAUAGAGCUAAAGAUCAAGUUCAUUGACCAACCCGGUCUGCCAUCUCGAUAAAGAUUAAGGGAAGUUUUAGGCCUUGAACCUUGAAUAAGCCUGUUUGCAGCCUACCGUUACAAGUGAUUACUAGUAGAAUGAGGCAGGUUUUAGUGUCUGAAGCUAAAGUAGAAGGUUGUGUUUGUGUUUGGUUGGUGGUUUUUUCUUGAUGGGAAUGAACGGUAGAGGAAUUGGAAUGGAAAGUUCAUUCUUGUACUUGGAUAAUAUUUUUAGUCGUGGAAUGAUUCUCUCUGAGAGUUCGAAGUAUGAAAAUUCGGUAGCACUAGAGAGAAAAAUGAUGUUGCUAAGAGAAAUUUAGGACCAAAAUAAGAGAAUAUGACUUGAUGUUUAAACUUCAAAAAGCUUGCAGAUCUUGUUUGGAUGCAUUUUAAUUCUAAGUAGAGUUGGCGGGUGCCUUGAAAGACAACCCACUUUCACGACUUUGUUCAUGAAACCAUCAACAAUAGUUUACAUGAAAUUAUAGUAUUGUCUUGAAUA
Molecule: messenger RNA, 1297 nt
Organism: Cucumis melo (muskmelon)
Lineage: Eukaryota; Viridiplantae; Streptophyta; Magnoliopsida; Cucurbitales; Cucurbitaceae
Product: protein C2-DOMAIN ABA-RELATED 11-like
Exons: 4
Coding region: 311-820 (169 amino acids)
Source: RefSeq, a predicted model, not a curated record